Molecule: messenger RNA, 1485 nt
Organism: Colletotrichum spaethianum
Lineage: Eukaryota; Fungi; Ascomycota; Sordariomycetes; Glomerellales; Glomerellaceae
Product: argininosuccinate lyase
Exons: 1
Coding region: 1-1485 (494 amino acids)
Cellular component (GO): cytosol
Molecular function (GO): argininosuccinate lyase activity
Source: RefSeq, a predicted model, not a curated record
AUGGGUUACGCAGUCAGCCCUGAGGACCUCCCAGUGCCCGGCCGAGAUACAUAUUUCUGGCUGGGUGAGAUCAACAAGGCCAGCGCCGUUAUCAACUCGGACGAAGGGCUCUUGGAUCCAGAUGCUGCCCGUCGGAUCGCCAGUGGCCUCCAAAAGCUGCUAGACUCCGGCAACGAACCCAACGCCCCCCGCCCAAGUCUCGUCAUAACCUUCGAGCCUCUUCUUAUCCAAGUAGCUGGCGUUGAAGCCACCCUUCUCCAUGCCGGCCGGUCUAGUCAAGACAUGCUCACUACCGUUUCAACGGCGAUCCUUCGCGAUGCAGUACUGAAACUUGCAUUACAGCUUCAUGACACGACUCGGCGGCUCGUUGAGAUGGCCGAGACUCAUGCCGCGACGCUGGUACCGAACUACACCAAUGGAGUUGCCGCUCAGCCCAACUCCUAUGGCCACUAUUUACUAGGCCACAUUGCGGGACUUCAUCGGGAUGCAGAGAGACUACAGCAGUGUUAUUCACGGCUGGACCGUUGUGCCAUGGGCACCACCGUACUUAAUGGCACAAGUUGGCCGCUGGAACGCGAGCGCAUGGCCAAGUACCUCGGUUUCGCAAAGGUUGUUGACAAUGCCUACGACGCGGCGCAGAUUACCGCUGCUGAGAUGCCGGUUGAGCUUGGAUCGAUAGCUUCCCAUAUCGCGCUUCAUACUGGCGCGUACAUCCAGGACGUCAUGGCGCAGUACUCUCAGCCGAGACCAUGGAUCCUUCUCCAAGAGGGCGGGGACAACACGUACGUCUCUAGCGCCAUGCCACAGAAGAGAAAUCCUGGCCUUCUUAACAACACCCGAGCGGAAGCGUCUAGAGUCGUGACUCUCGGUGUAGGCCGGGCCAUUCAGGGGCAUAACCUCCCUCCGGGUAUGGUUGAUGCAAAGAAUCUGGCGGACAAUCUUGCUGUGCUUAAUGGUGCAACAAGAGUGUUGAGAGAUUGGCAACGUAUUCUCAACGCCCUGGUGGUCGACGGCAAGCGGUCUUUGAAAGAGUUGGAUCUGGACUGGACUGCCUCUCAAGAGUUGGCGGACGUCUUGAUGCGAGAGCACAAAGUGCCGUUCCGAGUUGGGCACCACUUUGCUUCAGAGGUUGUUAGAUACGCAAAGGCUAAGGAUUUGUGUCCAAGCGAGUUCCCGUAUGCCGAGGCAUCCAGGAUAUUCGUAGCUACACUGAAACAUACAAACCUCGAAAGAAGCGGCUAUCAGUUUUUGGACGAGCAAGAGUUUCGGGAGGCGCUCGACCCUGCUGGGAUCGUCAAUCGGAGAGCAACCUCUGGAGGCCCGCAACCGAAGGAAAUGGAACGUAUGAUAAAUGGUUCGAAGCAGAUUCUGGAGGAUCUCCAAAGAUGGGUCCAAGAGCGGCGGUCUCAUAUUGACAACUCGCUGCAAGAACUGGAUGCAGAAUUCAAGCUCUUGCACGACCCUCCAAACCUUCCAAGGCCCUGA